UGUCACCGUUUCGAGGUAUUUGUCAAGAAAAUCAAUCUGGCACGAUACAUUGGCGUUCUGUAUAAUUCCCUCUUCUCCCCCUCUCUCUUCCUGUUUGUUUUCCGCAGUCCGUAUAGAGGAGGCUAUUCGGUGCGAAAAGUGGAAUACGUUUCUCCUCAAGCUUUCGGACGCAAAGCUGCGAAACUAAUGCUAGCCUCAUGAAACCUUCGGAAUAUCUGGAACCAAUGACUGGCAUUAAUUCAGCUGUUUCAACGUGUUCCCUGAAGUAAUCGUGAAGUAAAUAAAUGUAGUUAAUAAUGAGUUUAGAAAGUUAUUAGGCAAUUUAUCAUGUCUUCUGGCGUGAAUGAAAGAAAAAUGGUAGGCGACCCUAAUCUUUGACUUAGGUGCCUCUUAGUGGCACUCGCAGUUCGGCGCUGGUGCUCUUUAGCUUAACUUUAGGCGAGCGCAACACACGAGCCGAACUCGGAGGCAACUGUUUUCCAUUAAUUAGCCGGUUAAAUAUCACGCCACCUUCUUGUGUGACGUCAUUAAUGACGUCAUUACUUCCGGGUUUCCAGGAAUUUCGCCAAAGUCGUGCUCACAUGGCGGGUCUCUAAAGUCUACGAUUCUGUGCUUUGGUGGGCGGUAACAAGUGAUUUCUAAUUAAUUCUGAUUAUUCCAGAUACUUCAGUAAGUGAACUCGUAACUAAACGUUUGCUCUGAUAUCAUAUCUGUAACGAAACCCAUUAAUUUUGUACUGUACUAUUCUUUUUCCAUUUUUUCCUGAUUUAUUGUGAGUUUCGUUUCCAGUCGUCUCAGUGAUUUUUAAUCAAUUUUAAUUAUUCCAGACACUUCGGUAACUGAACUUGUUACUAAGUUUAUACUCUACUAUUAUAUCUAUAAUGAAACCCAUGGAUUUUGUACUAUACUGUAUUUGUCUCUUUCUUUUUCUGAUUUAUGAUGAAUUUCGUCCCCAGUCGUCUCAGUGAUUUCUAAUUCUAGUUAUUCCAGACACUUAGGUAACUGAACUUGUAACUAAGUUUAUGCUAUGCUAUUAUAUCUAUAAUGAAACCCAUGGAUAUUGUACUGUACUGUAUUUUUCAAAAUUUUUUCUGACUUAUAUUGGAUUUCUUCCCCGGUCGUCUUGGGAGGUGAACCUGAAGUGCUGCGCAAGGAACAAAAGUGUCACUCGAUGCUCGUGCCACAAAAAAAAAAAAAAAAAAAAAAAAAAAAAAAAAAAAAAAAAGCUGCGCACUGUAUCGCAUUGCUGUGGCGGCGGCGGUGCAAAGCACAACCAAAGCGAAAAGACUGACACUAAACUAGCACUCCGAACCGUCUUUGAUAUGACGGUUGCGCAGAAUCUUCGGCCUGAUGGCAUUUGAGCACUGCUCUCACGACCUCAAACCUUUCUUGUUCUAAUGUUUUGUGUAGGAACCGGCCAUUCCUUCACUCCGAGGGACUCGAGACUGUAGACGCGUCUGCUUGCGUAUUUGUGCGAGGAAGGGUUCACUCGACGCGCACACACCAGUGUAAUGGCUAGCUAAGGGGCGGAAAUAUAUAUGCGCACUCACUAUGCGCGGCAGUGUUGACUAUUGCAGCAGGAGAGUUAACGUUUUCAAGGGAUUCAGUCAUUUCAGCUUACCUACAUUUCUGCCGUAUUCGAAUUUGGCGCUGUUUGGACAGCUUCCAGACCCUGCGCUUUCUGCUAUUGAGGCUGGCAACCCGCUACUACAGGCUUCGGUGACGUUUAGUGGCAUUGGUGGCGGUGUUGUUUAGUUGUGGCUUCCCCCGCACGUCUUGGCAAGUAAGCGUGGCUAGCGCUGCUUGCUUUUGGGCACGCCGAGCUGAGGCCUGCGGUGCGGUACGCAUCGGGCACCACGAAGUUUAAUAACCGCGGUGCCUCGGUGACCGCCGGAGACAAUGCCGUUAUCGCAACUGUAACAGCCUCCUCGACGCGCGGUGUUAUCAGGCAUACCCACAAAAUUAAAUUACUUGGGCCAGAGGCUACCCUUCCACCAUGGGUGAAAGAGGAAACGAAUUUCCGCUUCGUCCACUAGAGGAGAAUCAAGUCCUUAUUUUACCUCAGAGCCAGGGACCAGCAGUUCAGCGAGCUUCUCAUACGCACAUAUGUGAAAGGGGUGAGGAGCUCAAUGGGUUACCAGCAGUCAAGACAAGUCCCAAGGACUCCUACAACCUGCUCUACUUGAUCCUGCUUGUGCAUGGCAUAGGCACACUCAUGCCAUGGAACAUGUUCAUCAAUGCCAAGGCUUAUUUUCAGAGUUACAAGUUGGCACCAGGUGUGCUUGCAAAUGACUCGGCUGCUGCGAAUGAGCUCGCACUCUACAGGAAUGACUUCAUGAAUUACAUAACGUUGGCCUCUCAGGUGCCAAAUUUGCUGUGCAAUUUUCUCAACCUUUUUCUUCAAUUUGGAGACCGUAGCCUCACGCCAAGAAUUGUCAUUAGUAUCCUCGUUGAAGCUGCAGUGUUUAUUGCAACUGUUGUGUUGGCCAUGGUGGACUCGUCUGCAUGGCCAAUCACAUUCUUCUACAUAACCAUGGCCCUUGUGAUUGUGCUGAACAUGGCCUGUGGCGUUUACCAGAACAGCAUUUAUGGUGUUGCUGCCCGACUUCCAGGCAAAUACUCGAAUGCUGUUGUCCUUGGUUCGAACAUCAGUGGUACGGCUACUUCUCUACUAAACAUUUUCACCAUAGCAGCAUCACCAAAUGCCCGAACAGCAGCGAUCUAUUACUUCCUGUCUGCUUUGUUGGUGCUGCUCCUGUGCCUUGACUCCUACUUUGCCCUGCCGCUGCUGCGCUGCUACAGGCAUCACCAGCGGCUGGCUGCCAUGGCUUCUGCUCCCAGCAACAGAUCACCUCGCUCUCGCAGGCCUCCCUAUUGGCUUGUAUUUAAACAGGUGUGGCCACAGUGCCUUAAUGUGUUCCUGAUAUUCUUUGUCACACUGGCUGCAUUUCCUGCAGUCUCGUCAGACAUCAAGCGCAUUGAUAAAGAAUUUCCUUUGGAUGACAAGUACUUCACAGCAACAGUCUGUUUUCUCGGCUUCAACCUUUUUGCCAUGCUUGGCAAUAUUCUUCCUAUCUGGGUUCGUUGGCCUGGCCCACGUUUUCUGUGGGUCGCCGUAGUUGCGCGGCUGGUGUUCCUGCCACUGUUCCUGCUCUGCAACUACCUACCUGAGACACGCGUGCUGCCAGUCUGGGUAUCCAGUGAUUGGGGAUUCGUAGCAGCCAUGAUCGUCUUUGCCUGGUCAAGUGGAUACCUGAGCAGCUUGGCCAUGAUGUACGCACCUCGGGCAGUAGCCAGUCCAGAGCAUGCGCCCAUUGCUGGCAUGAUGGCAGCGUUAUUCUUGGUCCUCGGACUUUUUGUGGGAGGAAAUGCGGCAUUUUUGGCACCUCGUAUUGCUAAAGGAACCUGGUUCUAAAAUGCUUCACAUUGUUCUUGAGAGGAACUCAUGCUUUUGAGGCAGUGUGAGCUUACAAACUAAAUUAACAGGUGAAAAAUGAUGGCACGUACAACCUUUAUACGUUAGUGCUCGUGAUUUUCUACAUUUAGACACUGCUUUUGUUAUAAAUUUCUUUGGUCAAGGUCCUUUUGGACAGCUUGACAAGUGCUCAGGUGCUGACAGGUUGAUCUUUACAAUGUUUUUUUUUUUUAAGUAUGGAACUGAAUACCAAGGGCAAAGUUCAUGCUCACUUCUAGGAUACUUGGCCACUGCCCAUGUGUAGUGUUAUGAUAUUGGGACUAGAGAAAUUUCAGCUGCCAUUUUUUAUGGGCACGAUAGUCCUAAAUUUUUUUUUGGAAGAUACUUUUGGCAACCAGCCUACAAGUGUUCAACUGUUAGCAGAUUGGUAAUUAUAGUUGCCGUUGACAACACUGACUAACGAGAAUGCAAUUUAUCAUUGUUACUGUACAAUGUGAGUAAUGUUUGACAUUUCGGUUACCAUGGUUCAUACAGGAGAUUAACUGCAACAUUAGUUGCUGGUGCUCAUGAUCUUGUAGUACAGCUAGCCACAUGCCCAAGGUUUGUCAUAGCUACGGUUUUUUAAUAAAAAAGAAAUGCUUGCAUGCAAUUAUGAUAUAUAUUUGUUGCAGGCAUUAUCACUAAGGCUAGAAGCAGAAACCAUGUGUGAAUCUCGGGAACUUAUUGCAAGUGUGAGCAUAGCCAGAAAAUGGUACUUUUGGUAAUGAGCCACUUAAUUUUUAUAGAUUGUGUGAGUGGGAAAUCUUGCACAGGUUUAUUUCAUAUAAAAGCUAUUUUCAUGGACACGCAUUAAUAAAGUGUAUAGAGCAGUGCAGCAUUGUGUAGCUUGACCUUAUUUUAGUCUUCUGGCUCUUGAUAUAAUUGUUUGCUAGUAUCAGUAUUCACAGUUAACAGUGAAUACACUGUUGCAUUGCCACAGUGCAUUUUGGUAAAUCUUUUAUACACUCCGUGGAAAUUCCACUAGACGGUUUGAGUGCAUUUUCUUUGCAUCAUUGGUGAGAAAACGUAGCUGUCUAAUUGAUUAGAUUUGAUACCUCUCUCAUGGUCUUGCUCCUUGCUCCGAAUUAAACAUCUUAAGUUCGCAUGAAACAUGGAAACCAAAGAAAACAUGCAAUAGCAAAAUAACAUGCAUACCUGAUUUGCUGUUGUCACAGCAGCUGCAUUUUCUCUUGGACUGCUUGCUGAUGGAAGCAUGAAUUUCCUUUAUUCCUGUGCUCAUAAUGAUUGUGCUAUCCACUGAUGGCCUGUGCUAUAUUCAGGUGCAGAAAUAAAAGGAACCGUGACAUAGACUGCAAGUUAGCCUUUUGGUCAGAAACUGCAAUACUUGGCAUCAUAGUGCACGUUAGUGUUGGUAAACAAAACCUGGCACAUUUGGCCUGCACCAAAAGAUGCAUAAAAUAAAGUACAAAGUAGAAGUGCAGGUUUAUGCGAGUUUUGCUUUCAGACAUGUCUUUAGGGUAGGACACUCUGUAUUGCCGUGAAGCCCCACCUGAAAGCUGAAAUUUCCGUAUAAACGUGUAUUGUACUGCCAGGAAACUGGGCACCCCACUUCAGUCUGACGCUGUAAUGAAAGCGGUCAUCAGUGAGCACAGACAGAACAAGAUUAUUUCUGGGGCUCUGCCUCAUGCUGAGAGUGGUUCCGAGUUUGUAAUUAUUAUAUUAUUAUUAUAAUUAUUAUAGCCUGCUAGCUCAGGCCGACCUCUCUGUUUUCCAUGAAAUUCUCUCUCUGAUUAUUAUAGAUAUAUUUGCUUUGUCUUCUAGAGCUUGUGCAGAUUUCCCUAAUCUUCAGAGGUUGUAUUUUGCAGUGCAGGUUAUUCACAGGGAUGAGCUGUAUGAAGGAAAAUGUGGCACUUGCUAACUACUGGAAGUUGCAACAGCACACCGCUCCAGAUUACUUUGUUCACCAGUGGCUGUUCUGAGAGUUCUGUUUUUCAUGAAAUCAUUGCUUAUUAGUAACAUGUUGCAAGGAACCACGGGGGUGCAUUUGCACUUCAGUAUAAGAGCAAUUACCUGCAAUUAGCAUCUAUAUUUUUGGUACUGUCAUUAACUAUAGAUGGCUUUCAUUGACAAAUCUGUUGCAUUGUCUUGUCAGUUGCAUAUUGCUACAGCAAAGCUGAAAGCUGCAUUGACUGAAGCACCAAUGUGCAUACAAUGUGUUUGUCAUGUAUACAUACAGGCAUAAUAUUAGCAGAGCUGCUAUGCAGGAAAACACAUCUUUUUCUGUUUUGUCUUGUAGGAUUGGCAAUUGUAAGUAAUAAUUCUUUUAUGUACAUGGCAGAAACAGAUAUAUAUUCACUUUUUAUAUAUGUAUAUAUAUAUAAUUGCUAGGGCUGUGUUGAUGAAACAUUUGACAAAAGCCAGCCUUGGAUGCGUUUAUGCAUGCUCAGGGUAAAUCCAUUUGCAAAACACAUUUAUCUCAGGAGAACAAGAAAAAACAGAUUGAUGAAACUUCCAUUUGACAACUAUGUUGUAAACUUCACGUUUUUGGUUGUUUUGUUAGGGAAGCUGUUGUGUGGGGGGCCUGUUGACAAAGAGCACGUGGUGUAUGUCAAGUGGGACCGAUUUGGCAUACUUUUAAAGUAGUUUGCAUAGCAGGUUAUUUGGAAGAUUCCAUUAAUUGAUUUUAGCUCAUCAAGGUUGCAGCAUAUUACUCUUUAACUGCUGUACAGACUUUGAAUGUUCUAGCUGAUCAUCCAAAGAAGAGCUCUGCUGGAGCAUUCUGGAGAAGCGCAACUUUUAGUUGACUUACUUCAUUGCUCAUUCAAGUGUACUUGUGGAGGCCUUUCCCCUUUACGACAUGUUGAGAUUCCUGAUGUCUUGAUCUUGUAAAAAAUGAACUUGUAUUCACCUGUGGGCUGUUGGGAAGUUUUUGUAGAUGUUUGAUGUACUCUCAUCUUGUAUGUGCAGUUUGCCCUGUAUGUUUGAUGUCUCCAUCAGUCUAUUUUUUAUCUGAUGCAUUUGGAGACCUGUUAGCAUAUGUUUAUGGUGUCCUUUGUGCAUCUUUUGUGUGCUACUGUCAGCGUCAAAAGGCAUGGGGACGGUCAGAGUAAACAUUUCAGUCACAUAGCUGUGUCAGCUUUUUUUUUUCCUCCCUUUAAAUUCAAGUGAUCUCCUGAAGCUUCAUUGUAUGGGUAUGUGCAAAGCAUAGUGUUCUUUAUAGCUCAAUUUUUUUUCUGUUGGGGGUUUUUUUACUAAUACAGCUGUUGUUUAUUUUUACUGUAAGACACAUUAUUCACUUGUCAUUUUUUUACGUAUGUCACUAUCAAAAAAGGCUUCUGGACUGCUCUCAUAUAGUAGGUCAGGGCUGUAGUGCAGAUCAAAUAAUUUCAAGUCAUGUCUCCCAUGGUCAGAUGUAAACUAAGCAAACUGUCCAUGAAGACUAACCAGUGUGUUCGUAUUUGGUGUUGUGUUCGAAGUAGUUACAGCUGCCUACUUUUCUAUGACCUUCAACAUUAGAGGUAUGCAUUAAUUAGAAACCAUUCGUAAGGCAGUUUGACUAGUCAUCAGGGUCACUACUGCAGUAAUUGCUGACAAUGCUACCUCAUUGAGGCAACUUGACAUUGUACAUUACUCUGCUGUUAUUGGGCUUAGCCCAUUGUGUUGAACAUGUGUAGCUUGAUUUGCUACAUGCACAUGUUUAAAGCCAUACCACUGUGCAGUUCUUCUAGUGAACAACGUUAGAAGAAUGAAUGGUGACAGCAAGCAUUAGGAUAUGGUCCAAAAAAGUAAAUAAAACAGAUAGUUAUUGCAGUGUGCUGCUGUAUUUGAAAGAAGCUAGGAUAGCAACUUCUUCUUUGUUAAUGGUUGGUUUUAUUAUUCCUGGGUAGCAAUGGCAUAUUGCAUAGUUGCACAAGCAGCAGUAAUUCUUUAAGUUUACCCUCGUGUAUUCUUACAACUGCUCUUUUUAAAUGGCUACGUAGACUCAUGUAAUAGCUAAGCUUUCUUUCUCUUUUAUAUCUGUUGAUUUUUUUUGACAAAUUUGCAAAAAUAAGGGGUGUAUACACCCACACAAACAUUACUGUAGCUGGAUAUUUCUUUACAGAAGUUAUGUUCUUCACACAAAGAUGCUACCCACAUAUACAGGAAUAAAUUAUUUGGCUUAUACUUUAUAGACACUGAGAAUGCUGAUGUGCAUAGCACUAGCAAGUACAAACCAUGUCAAUAUAUAGCAAUGGUCCUGCAUUGAAACUUCAAAACGUGGUUAGUUGUUUCCUGUCAUAGGAAGGUGGCAGUUCUCACCUGCUAUGGUUAUUGAAGUGUGGUGUAUAGAUGGGUAGGAUCCUACAAGCAUGGCUAUUACUUGAGCCUUUGUGGUAUCUGCUGCUGGGAAAUGGUGCCUUGUGAUGUUUUGUGACCCGACGAAUAUCUGAUGUUGCUAAAUAUACAAUAAAUGAACCUUUGGGUUCAGAAAACUGAAACUGAAGGAAUAAAUUAAAUAGAAGACUUGUAUUUGCUGGUUUGCGUUUAUGGGGUAGUCAGUUGUCUUACUGUGCGUUGUGAGAACCUUGCUUUAAAGGCAAUCGCUAAUUUAAAUGUCUUUGACGAGCUUUGACCAAUGUGCUUCAGUGAAACCUCCUUUUUAGGUGAGUUCGCUUAAAAUGGCUAUGAAAGGCAUCUAAGCAGGAAAAAAAGAAAACGCACACAAAAGAAGGACAUUGAGGACAAAUGCUCAUUGUAGUCACCUUUUUUUUUUUCUUUUUUUCUUGUGUUUGUUUGACACCCGGAUUCCUUUUUUGAAUGCACAGGCUGCUUUUAUUAGCCUCUAUAGCAGGGUGGGAAAAUCUAAUGUGAUAUGGUUGAAGUUUAAACGACUUAUCAGUGAUUUGAACUAAUGUGAUAUGAUGUGUCACAUAAAAUUCUUAGCUUUGUGUAGCAGAAAGACAACAGUUACAUUACGUACUGCCAGUCAUUUACCUAGGUGUAGUGGCCUUGAAUUCAUAGUUGUUGUGUCUAAGACGCUUUGUACAUGAUCUGUCUGCAGUUCAACAGUGUUGCAAGAAGCUGUAAUUGAAUGUGUGGCUUUGAUGAAGGGAUUCCGGUGAGUAAUGUUUUCUACCGAUUGUUGUCAAGUUCUAGCCAUUGGGGUCAUUUGAGUGCCAGGAUAUUAUUCUUAUAUAUGGUGAAAUUCUAGGAUAGGCAAGGUUUCACGACUGAUGGCAGCAGCCUCCCACUUUUCAGAGUGCACGCACCAACGUUAAGAGGGCCUUCCAAGUGCAUACUCUUAUUUAUUAUGUGUACUGAGAGUACCAAGCUUCAUACGGCCAUGUUGAAGUUUCAUAGUAGCAAUUUCUUUUUUGCAUGUGUUCGGUAUUUGAUACCUGGAUCUAAUGAUUGCGUUUUCUUUUUUUUUUUUGUGCAUUAAAAUCUCUUUAGAUGUGUGUCAGGAAAGACAAGUUCACCACUUGCACUUCAUGGUACUUGUUUGCUUUGUUGUGCCAGUGUUUCUGCGCAGGAUUACGAGCUUCUAAGGUUUAAAAAAAUUAAAAUUUUAAAAAUAAAAAAAAUUGAUAGGUACAUGAAUUAAUUGGUGAAGCAAUGUGUAUAGUGUAGUGCAAACAGAGCAUGCAGGAUGACAAAGGAAAAAAGAUGUGAAGGUACUAAUUACAAACUGUUUCUUAUAUGCUAUCGAUUGUACUUUUAUUUCUUUCUCCUAUGCAGAGUUAUAUAAUCAGCCACAUGCAAUAAACCAUCACUUGCUAGUAGCGCUCUGCUCUCAUUUCUUGUUGCAUGCUCUAUUUUCACUGUACUGUAUAUUUGGAAACAUUAUUCAUGAGGCUUCCCUGAUGCAGGUAGGUAUUACAGGUUAUGCAAAAGCUUUUAACCUGUUAAAAAGUGUUGCAUGAACUAUUUCUUUCUUUGCGUUUUCACAUUGCCGUGACUGUUUGGUAAUGUAAUGUACCUUGUGGUUGGCACUGCCUCUUUUAAACAUGUAAGUUGCAUUUGAAAACUCUUUUGGAAACUCUCAUUUCAUGCACAUGUUUCACAUGGAGAAACAUGAAGAAUGUUUCUAAAAAAGUGUUGCGCAUAUUUUAUAAAUAAAACCCACUUGUGCACUGGGAAA
Dermacentor andersoni is the source of this 9536-nucleotide messenger RNA. It is a transcript of the gene Ent2, whose product is annotated as Equilibrative nucleoside transporter 2. The record is from RefSeq and is a predicted model, not a curated record. Gene Ontology annotation, molecular function: symporter activity; nucleoside transmembrane transporter activity. Gene Ontology annotation, biological process: nucleoside transmembrane transport. Gene Ontology annotation, cellular component: plasma membrane. NCBI's taxonomy places the organism in Eukaryota, Metazoa, Arthropoda, Arachnida, Ixodida, Ixodidae.